AUGGCAUGCUUCAUUCGUCAUAUGGCCGUCAUCUGCCUGAACAAUGCAGCGAUCGUCAAUGUGUUCCUGCCCAUUCUUAUGGACAAGGCAGUUGCCCUUCGCCCAGAGGUCAUGUCGGGUAUCUUUGUCCAAUUAAAGCUUCGAGGACAGGCGGGCACACCGUCUGCGUAUGCCAUCAAUGAGAACGAGAUCAAGUUCUUCUCGAGGAACACUACCAGCACGGGAGGGCAGACGCCCCGCCCGUAUAUCACCUUGAUUAUGGAGCUAGGAGUUGCCAAUCCUCCUUCACUAUUGGCACAGACCCCCACUGAUUAUCAUUCAGAUCAUUCAAAGUCGAGCACGGCGCUUCGAAAGCGGCGCGACAUGAUGGAGCAGUCCGGAAAUCCUCCGCCCAUUCCGGGGUCUCCUUCCAAGGUGGUCAUCCCUGCGCCUCCAUCGCGAGGCCACAAGAACGUCGUGCACCCGCGGUAUAGCUUGUACAUCUAUGGAUGCUCGCCCUCGGUGUACAAGGUAAUCGCGGAAGCCGAGCGUCCGCUGUACAAGCGGCUCAUCCGCAGCGGAGAUCUGCUCGGAGAGCACCCGCGGCAGCACCGUACGGCUCUCGAUUUAGUUCGGAAUCAAAAGCCCUUCUUUAGGGCCUUCUGGCACUGGGUGCUCAGUCAAAAAUUGAACGUGGACAAGCAGGCCGGGGACGGGGAUGGGGAGAUAAUCCUUGGUUAUAGACUCAAAGUUACCGCUGACGACGAGGAAGCGAACGAUGAAAUUCCUUUCUGA
Punctularia strigosozonata HHB-11173 SS5 is the source of this 774-nucleotide messenger RNA. RefSeq lists its product as uncharacterized. Bases 1 to 774 code for a protein of 257 amino acids. NCBI's taxonomy places the organism in Eukaryota, Fungi, Basidiomycota, Agaricomycetes, Corticiales, Punctulariaceae. The transcript has a single exon. The record is from RefSeq and is a predicted model, not a curated record.